CACGUUUUAUCUCAAGUUUGGAUGAGAAGUCAGCAUGCAUCCUGCUUACACACUGUAUAUCGGGCUUGAAGCUCGUGUGACUGAGUGGAAGAACGAUGUGUAUGCGACUUUUAGCAGACGAUUCAGUGCACCUACUGAUGCACAGUAUCAGGUUGAUGAGAAGAAGCCGAUGAUCACGGAGAGGCAAGUUGAAGAAGGGAGAUCGGAGAAGGAAUUGCUGGAACAGAAAUAUGCCAGUCAGUCAUGAUCAGUCAACAUAUGGCUCGGGAGCGAUGAGAUCGAAUUGUCAAGUUGUUUAUUCUGUCUUGCUUGUUAUCAACCAAUCCCUCACAUUGAAGCUUUUAUACAUCCAUCUUCAACUCCUAUCUCUACUCUUGAACCACCACCUUUUAUUCUCCUUUAAACAAAACAAAAUCAAGG
Messenger RNA from Fusarium verticillioides 7600, 420 nucleotides. RefSeq lists its product as hypothetical. The coding region runs from base 35 to 247 and encodes 70 amino acids. The record is from RefSeq and is a predicted model, not a curated record. Lineage: Eukaryota; Fungi; Ascomycota; Sordariomycetes; Hypocreales; Nectriaceae. The transcript has 2 exons.